UGCAAACAUAUCUAUUCACGUGGUGUUUAAAGCUGAUCUAGAAGAUGAGAUUCUUUCCUCGCCAAAAGCUCUUCCGCACCUCAAUAAAUGACGAUCGCGGUCAUCUUUGAAAGCACCUCUGGCGAAAAUACACUUCAGUCCAUCUUCCCGGGAAGUCGCUCUCACAAGACAAAACGCAAUUGCUAAACAAAGCCGACCAUGGUGUCAAAAACUCUUGCUGGCGUUCAACGAAGGGACCUCUUGCGGGAUAAAGCAUUUAUUGACGAUGUCUGGGUCAGCGCCUUGUCGGGCAAGACUUUCGACGUGGUCGAUCCAGCUACCCUGGAGAAACUCGCUACGUUGCCCGAAAUGGGAGCUGCGGACGUGAACAAGGCUGUCGAGGCCGCGGACAGGGCAUUUGCGGCAUACAAACAGACCACGGCACGCCAACGAGCCCGGUGGCUCCGUCGAUGGAACGAUCUCGUCCUCGAAAACGCCCAGGACCUGGCCCUCCUGACCACCGCGGAGAACGGGAAGACCUUGGCCGAGGCGAGAGCCGAAGUCAUCUACGGCGCCUCAUUCCUCGAAUGGUACGCCGGCGAAGCCGAACGGACGCACGGCGAGACCGUUCCUUCGGCGAAUCUUGCACAAAGGAUUGUCACGAUCAAACAGCCCAUCGGCGUGGCGACGUGUCUCGUGCCAUGGAAUCUGCCCAUCGCGAUGAUCACCCGGAAGGUCGGAGCCGCUUUGGCUGCUGGCUGCACCACGGUUUGGAAGCCAGCCGGAGAGACACCACUGUCGUCUCUUGCACUGGCUGUCCUGGCCAGAGAGGCUGGCUUUCCACCAGGGAGCAUCAACGUGAUUACGACCUUACAUCGAGUUGCGGAGGUCGGUGAAGCGUUAUGUACCAACAAGCUGGUGCGGAAAUUGAGCUUUACCGGAAGCACCCGAAUCGGGAAGCUUCUGGCCCGGCAGUGCAGCGAAAACCUUACAAAACUCUCCCUUGAGCUAGGCGGCAACAGCCCUUUUCUUGUGUUCGACGACGCCGAUGUCGACAAGGCGGUCAAGGCUUGUCUCUUGGCCAAGUUUCGUAACGCAGGCCAGACCUGCGUGACAGCUAACAGGAUCUUGGUCCAAGCUGGAAUUUACGAGGCGUUUGUUUCUGCUUUGAUCGAAAAGGUGAAGGCCCUCAAAGUGGGCCACGGCAUCGAGGAAGGUGUUGAUAUCGGUGCUUUGACGCACGAGCGUGCUGUUGAAAAGGCGAUGAGGCACAUCAAGAGCGCAGUAGAUCUCGGUGGUCAAAUUGCUCUUGGUGGAGGACCGCUUGAUAGCAAGGGCGGCUAUUUUAUCCAACCGACCGUCAUCAAAAACAUGUCUCGCAGUACUAUAACCUGGAAGGAGGAGACUUUUGCACCGGUUUUGGGAGUUUACAAAUUCGAGACUGAAGAGGAGGGAAUAGCCCUGGCCAACGACUGUGACGUCGGCCUGGGAAGCUUCAUUUGCACUUCGAGCAUUGCGCGCAGUUGGCGUGUUGCGGAAGCGCUGCAAGUCGGCAUGGUUGGGGUCAACUUGGGCCUGCUCAGUGCAGCAGAGAAUCCCUUUGGCGGUGUCAAGGAAAGCGGUUAUGGUAAGGAAGGUGGCCGUCAAGGGAUCGACGAGUACUUGCAGCAGAAGUCAAUAUUCAUCGACGUCACCGAGUGA
This is a messenger RNA of Cladophialophora immunda, 1680 nucleotides long. RefSeq lists its product as uncharacterized. The transcript has 2 exons. Bases 199 to 1680 code for a protein of 493 amino acids. NCBI's taxonomy places the organism in Eukaryota, Fungi, Ascomycota, Eurotiomycetes, Chaetothyriales, Herpotrichiellaceae. Gene Ontology annotation, molecular function: succinate-semialdehyde dehydrogenase (NAD+) activity. The record is from RefSeq and is a predicted model, not a curated record.